AUGUUAUCGUCAUUCUUCGGUUACAUGAAAUAUCAAGCUAAACGAAUAGAAGACUUUGUUUCACACACUGAACAACCAUCACCACCACCACCCACACAAGACACGGACACCCAAGUCACACAAAACACGGUCGUCAAGGAAAGCCAAGUCAUGCAGCAAACGGCCGUGAAGGACACCCAAGUUACACAAGACAAGGCCGUCAAUUUGCCCCAAGUCAUGUCGGACAUGGUUGUUCAGGACACCGAAGUCACACAAGGCACGGUCGCUAAGGGCACCGAAGUCACAAAAGGCACGGUCGCUGAGGACACCAAAACAAGGCCGUCAAUUUGCCCCAAGUCAUGUCGGACAUGGUUGUUCAGGACACCGAAGUCACACAAGGCACGGUCGCUAAGGGCACCGAAGUCACAAAAGGCACGGUCGCUGAGGACACCAAAGUCACACAAGGUACGAUUGCUAAGGAGACCGAAGUCACACAAGGCACGGUCGCUGAGGACACCAAAGUCACACAAGGCACGAUUGCUAAGGAGACUGAAGUUACACAAGGCACGGUCGCUAAGGGCACCGAAGUCACAAAAGGCACGGUCGCUGAGGACACCAAAGUCACACAAGGCAUGAUCGCUAAGGAGACCGAAGUCACACAAGGCACAGUUGCAAAGGACACCAAAGUCACACUACACCAAAGUCCCACAAGGCAAGGUUGCCAAGGAGACCGAAGUCACACAAGGCACAGUUGCAAAGGACACCAAAGUCACACAAGGUACAGUCGCAAAGGACACCGAAGUCACACAAGGUACGGUCGCAAAGGACACCAAAGUCCCACAAGGCAAGGUUGCCAAGGAGACCGAAGUCACACAAGGCAUGGUUGCAAAGGACACCGAAGUCACCCAAGGCACGGUCAUUAAGGACAUCAAAGUCACACAAGACACGGUCGCAAAGGACACCAAAGUCACACAAGGCACGGUUGCAAAGGACACCAAAGUCACACAAGGUACGGUCGCUAAGGAGACCGAAGUCACACAAGGCACGGUUGCAAAGGACACCAAAGUCACACAAGGCACGGUCGCAAAGGAUAGCAAAGUCACACAAGGCACGGUUGCAAAGGAUACCAAAGUCACACAAGGUACGGUCACUAAGGAGAACGAAGUCACACAAGUUACGGUCACUAAGGAGACUGAAGUCACACAAGGCACAGUUGCAAAGGAUACCAAAGUCACACAAGGCUUACUGCGGAGGGCGAAAACAUUGUUUCACCCACUGAACAACCACCACCACCCACACGAGAUUCGGACACCCGAGUCACACAAGACACGGUCGUCAAAGAAACCCAAGUCACGCAGUGCACGGCAGCAGAGGACACUCAAGUCACACAAGACAAGGUUGCUAAAGGCACCGAAGUCAAACCGAGCACGGUCGCUAAAGACACUGAAGUCACACAGGGCACGGUCACUAAAGACACCGAAGGCACACAAAGCCCGGUCACUAAGGAGACGAAAGUCACACAAGGUACGGUCACUAAGGACACUGAAGUCAGACAAGAAACCGUCGCUAAGAAGAUCACAGUCACACGAGGCAUGGUUGCUAGGGACACCAAAGUCACACAAGACAAGGUCGCUAAGGCGACUGAGACCGAAGUCACACAAGGCACAGUUGCAAAGGACACCAAAGUCACACAAGGUACAGUCGCAAAGGACACCGAAGUCACACAAGGUACGGUCGCAAAGGACACCAAAGUCCCACAAGGCAAGGUUGCCAAGGAGACCGAAGUCACACAAGGCAUGGUUGCAAAGGACACCGAAGUCACCCAAGGCACGGUCAUUAAGGACAUCAAAGUCACACAAGACACGGUCGCAAAGGACACCAAAGUCACACAAGGCACGGUUGCAAAGGACACCAAAGUCACACAAGGUACGGUCGCUAAGGAGACCGAAGUCACACAAGGCACGGUUGCAAAGGACACCAAAGUCACACAAGGCACGGUCGCAAAGGAUAGCAAAGUCACACAAGGCACGGUUGCAAAGGAUACCAAAGUCACACAAGGUGCGGUCACUAAGGAGAACGAAGUCGCACAAGUUACGGUCACUAAGGAGACUGAAGUCACACAAGGCACAGUUGCAAAGGAUACCAAAGUCACACAAGGUACGGUCACUAAAGAGAACGAAGUCACACAAGGCAUGCCAUUAUGUUGAAGGGUUUAAACAGGCCUUUCAGAAAACAUUGUUUCACCCACUGAACAACCACCACCACCCACACGAGAUUCGGACACCCGAGUCACACAAGACACGGUCGUCAAAGAAACCCAAGUCACGCAGUGCACGGCAGCAGAGGACACUCAAGUCACACAAGACAAGGUUGCUAAAGGCACCGAAGUCAAACCGAGCACGGUCGCUAAAGACACUGAAGUCACACAGGGCACGGUCACUAAAGACACCGAAGGCACACAAAGCCCGGUCACUAAGGAGACGAAAGUCACACAAGGUACGGUCACUAAGGACACUGAAGUCAGACAAGAAACCGUCGCUAAGAAGAUCACAGUCACACGAGGCAUGGUUGCUAGGGACACCAAAGUCACACAAGACAAGGUCGCUAAGGCGACUGUAGUCACACAAGGCAUGGUCGGUAAGGUAAUCAAAGUCACAGAAGGUCUCGUUGCUAAGGACACCGAAGUCACACAAGGUCAGGCCGCUAAUGAGACUGAAGUCACACAAGACGCGGUCGUUAGUGAAACCCAAGGAUACGAUUUUUUUACCUGUACUGAUAUUUCAGAGUUUGACUGAAUGGUUGUACAUAGUGCUUGCAAUUUCUGUUGUUAACUUUGAUCUCCCACUGGAGCCGGCAGAGAGAGACCUUACAAUCAUGAAUACACUCUUGCUUUCCCAAGAGGCCUGUAACUAG
Orbicella faveolata is the source of this 2892-nucleotide messenger RNA. RefSeq lists its product as uncharacterized. The record is from RefSeq and is a predicted model, not a curated record. Lineage: Eukaryota; Metazoa; Cnidaria; Anthozoa; Scleractinia; Merulinidae.